AGUUUGAAGAUAUUUUAAUUUAUAUCGUUGUUCAAAGUUUAAAGCAGAAAUGGUUUUUAAGUUGGCAACCUUGAGGUUUCGUUGUAGGUUUUUGUGUAUGUAGUCUCUUUUCUCCUUUAGCCAUGGCUGACAAGGCGAAGAAAGAAGUGAAGAAGACAGCGGACCCCUCCAAGGUGAAGGAGGUGAAAAAAGAUCCGAAAAAGUCCGAGGAGAAGAAAGCUAAGAAGCUCCCAGCCGCACCGGAAUCUGUCCUAAAAAGCAGAAAACGUAGGGAUGCCACCAAAGCUGCCAGGCUCAAAAACUUGCUCAAGAAAAAGGCUGAGCGUUAUAAGAAGAGGAAACUCAUCUUUAAAAGGGCUGAGCAAUAUGUGAAAGAAUACAGGAGCAAAGAGCGAGAUGAAAUUAGACUUGCAAGGCAAGCCAAAACAAAAGGCAACUACUACGUUCCCGGUGAAGCUAAGUUGGCAUUCAUCAUCCGUAUCAGAGGUGUCAACCAAGUUUCUCCUAAAGUGCGUAAGGUUUUGCAGUUGUUCAGACUUAGGCAAAUAAACAAUGGAGUUUUCAUGAAACUCAAUAAGGCCACACUGAAUAUGAUGAGGAUCGCUGAGCCUUACAUCACCUGGGGUUAUCCGAAUUUGAAGAGUGUACGCGAACUAAUCUACAAAAGGGGUUUUGCUAAGCUCAAGGGACAGAGGAUACCAAUCACAUCAAAUGAGAUGAUUGAGAAAAAAUUAGGCAAAUAUAAUAUUAUCUGCAUCGAAGACUUAGUGCAUGAGAUCUUCACGGUCGGACCCAACUUCAAAUAUGCCUCAAACUUCCUUUGGCCUUUCAAGCUUAACACCCCCACUGGUGGCUGGAGGAAAAAGACCAACCAUUAUGUAGAAGGCGGAGACUUUGGCUGUAGAGAAACCAAAGUAAAUGCUUUGUUGAGGAGGAUGGUUUAAUUUUUUUAAUGUAUUGUACUGGACAAUUUUUAUUAUUAAAAUUGACGGUGUUUCUUUAA
Molecule: messenger RNA, 1003 nt
Organism: Cimex lectularius (bed bug)
Lineage: Eukaryota; Metazoa; Arthropoda; Insecta; Hemiptera; Cimicidae
Gene: RpL7
Product: 60S ribosomal protein L7
Exons: 6
Coding region: 123-944 (273 amino acids)
Biological process (GO): maturation of LSU-rRNA from tricistronic rRNA transcript (SSU-rRNA, 5.8S rRNA, LSU-rRNA)
Cellular component (GO): cytosolic large ribosomal subunit
Molecular function (GO): structural constituent of ribosome; RNA binding
Source: RefSeq, a predicted model, not a curated record